AUGGUCAGUUCCGCGUCCAGCGCCAUCUUCGCGCUCUGCUCGCUCAUCGCCGCCCAGAGCGGCCUCGCUUCCGCCGCUGCGACCCCCGUGGACCUCGGUUCGUGCCUCACCAAGGCCGGCAUCGAGAACUCGGUGCCCAGGACCACGACCUGGACCAUGGACAUCCAGCCGUGGAACUCGCGCAUCAACCCCCAGCCGGCCGCCGUUGCGUUCCCCAAGACGGAGGCUCAGGUGUCGGCCGCACUCAAGUGCGCCGGCAGUGCCGGCGUCAAGGUGACGACUCUGGGCGGCAACCGCUCGUUCUCGAGCAUGGGCUUCGGCCGCAACAACGGCGCCCUCGUCAUGAACCUCAAGCACAUGAAGCACCUCAAGUACGACGCGUCUACCGGUCUGCUGUCGUACGGCGGUCCCGUCAUGAUUUCGGAGACUGCCAAGUACAUGUGGGGCUUCAAGCGCACGCUGCCCCACGGCCGCUGCCCCGACGUCGGUAUGACGGGCGUGGCUGCCUCGGGUUUCGGUACCCUCUCGCGUGCCGCUGGUACGGUGCUGGACAACAUUGAGGCCGUGCGUGUGGCUCUGGCCAACGGUUCCAUCGUGGACGCCAGCGCCAAGCAGAACUCGGACCUGUUCUGGGGCGUGCGUGGUGCCGCCAGCUCCAUGGGCGUGGUGCUCGACUUCAAGAUCAAGACCAUGGCGCCUCCGUCGCAGACCGUGACCAACUACACCAUCGCCUUCGACAAGAGCGCCAAGCCCACGCAGCAGGACAACGUCAACGCCUUCAUCGGCACGCAGAAGUGGGCCCUGAGCGCUGACAACAACGACCUGCUGUCCAUCCGCUUCAGCCUCAAGACCAAGUCGACGCUGCAGGGCUUCUUCUACGGCUCGUCCGCGCAGGCCAAGACCGUCUUCGCCUCGCUCAUGAAGAACCUGCCGCCCUCGAUGGUGCUCACGACGACCGAGGAGGACUUCUGGACGUCUGAGACGUACUCGACCCCCGGCCUCAUCGAGCAGACCAUGUCUCCGCGCCGCUACUUCUACAUCGCAUCGGUGACGAUCCCCAGCAACAAGCCGCUGACCAACGCCACGGCCUGGGACCUCUUCUCCAGCACGGCGUACGCCCCCGCGCUCCCGGACGCUUCGGCUUCGGGCUUUGUUGACAUCUGGGGCGGCAGGUACGCUAAGGGUGUUAAGGCGGACGCAUCGGCCUGGAAGCACGACGACCGCCUGCAUCUGAUCCGCUGGGACAUCCGCACCCCGUCCUUCGACGUCAAGUUCGCCGACAGCACCAUCACCACCAUGCGUAGCAAUUUCUACAAGUUCGUGAGCUCGUACAAGGCCUCGGGUGGCGUGCCCGGUGGCUUCACGACGUACCGUGACGAGCGCUGGACGAUCAAGGAGAUGGCCGAGUACCUGUACGGCGGUGGCAACUUCGCCAAGCUGCAGCAGAUCAAGACCAAGUACGACCCCAAGAUGAUGUUCAACACGGACCCGCAGGCCAUCCCCGCCCUGGCCUAG
This is a messenger RNA of Phytophthora sojae, 1515 nucleotides long. RefSeq lists its product as hypothetical. Bases 1 to 1515 code for a protein of 504 amino acids. The record is from RefSeq and is a predicted model, not a curated record. NCBI's taxonomy places the organism in Eukaryota, Oomycota, Peronosporomycetes, Peronosporales, Peronosporaceae. Gene Ontology annotation, molecular function: FAD binding; oxidoreductase activity. The transcript has a single exon.